AUGGCUUUAGCAGACAAUGACAAUGACUGGAAUAUGAAGAUUCCUAUAGAGCCUACACCAUGCCUUGUGCUUGUUAAGAAUAUAUCAUCAAAAACACAAGAAAGUACUAUUAAAGACUUUUUUUCUUUUUGUGGUGUUAUUAAGACUUUUGAAAUGAAGAAGAGUAAGGAUGAUGAUCAUCAAGUAGCCAUUGUUUAUUUUGAAAAAGAGUCAGCUGCUAAAACAGCAACCCUAUUAAGUCAAGCUGUCGUGGAUGAUAGCUCAAUAGAAGUUGAGCCUUAUUUUAAUACGGCUAUGGAAGCUGCAGAUACCACUACUACUACUGCUACUACUACUACUACUACUUCUACGGAAAUAACUAAAGAAACAGCUUUAAGUGAGCAAGAAAAUAAAUCAGCUUCUCGCAUAAUGGCUGAAUUAUUAGCAUAUGGUUAUGUUUUAACAGACUCUGUUAUUGCCAAAGGAGCUGAGUUUGAUGAGAAGCAUCAUACAUCUACUCGAGUCAAUGGUUAUUUGAAUAAAAUGGGCAUCAAUUUAGAUAAUUUAAAUCAAAAAUGGCAUCAAGGUUAUAGUGCGAAAGAAAAAGAUGAUAACAGUAACAAUAGACGUGCAUUCACCAAUAGUAGCAUGCAAAACUUGAUGAAUUCUCGAGCAAGUUUAAAAUUUCAAGGAUUCGCUUCUAAAAUAGCUAAUAAAGUAUCUAAUGUUCAUGAAGAAGCCAAAAGAAUAGCUGCAGAAAAGAAGGAUAAAUCAUCACCAGGACCUAUUAGGAAUGAUGAUCACACGUCAACAACAGCAACCAAUAAAUAA
Messenger RNA from Cokeromyces recurvatus, 810 nucleotides. RefSeq lists its product as uncharacterized. Lineage: Eukaryota; Fungi; Mucoromycota; Mucoromycetes; Mucorales; Mucoraceae. The coding region runs from base 1 to 810 and encodes 269 amino acids. The record is from RefSeq and is a predicted model, not a curated record. Gene Ontology annotation, molecular function: RNA binding. The transcript has 3 exons.